CCGCAGUUAUCCGGACCUUGGAUCAUGGCGACGACGAAGGAGGCGUACACGUUCCCAGAGCACUACAGCUUCCCUCCGUUCUUCACACUGCAGCCCGUUCGAUCGACGCGCGAGAAGCAACUGAUCUUAUGGAAGGCACUUGUGCUGGAUUACCACAAGGCGAUGAACCAACCUGUGCUCACACCAAACUCGACUUCCAUCUUCGAGAACCAGCAGAUCAAUCGAAAACUGUCUAUGGAGGCCAGGACGGCCAUUGUCACGUACCUAGUGCGUUGUGGCAAUGCUGAGUGGGAAGACGACACGCACACUCGACUGCGCAUCUUCUGGAAGCCUCCAGCGGAAUGGGCUGCUGAAAUUUACACAUUCGCCAAUGACCGCGGCAUGAUCAACAACGUAUACACCGUCUACGAGUUGCAUUCUGGUGAAGAAACUGAAGGCGCAAGUUUUCAUGGGCUUGAGCCGUGGCUCCUUCGCAAAGCACUCGAAAUUCUCGAACUCGAGGCCAAGGCGGCCAUCAUUCAUGGUGAUACCCCUGACAACGAUGGCGUGAAGUUCUUGGCAUCAGUAUGAAGAGGCACGCAAAAGGAGUACUGAACUCGUGAUGGCACUGCAUCAGUAAACACGACGUAGCGUUAGAACAAGUACAUUUACCUCCACAUCUUCGCA
Molecule: messenger RNA, 666 nt
Organism: Aphanomyces invadans
Lineage: Eukaryota; Oomycota; Saprolegniomycetes; Saprolegniales; Verrucalvaceae
Exons: 6
Coding region: 25-570 (181 amino acids)
Biological process (GO): protein transport to vacuole involved in ubiquitin-dependent protein catabolic process via the multivesicular body sorting pathway
Cellular component (GO): ESCRT II complex
Molecular function (GO): protein homodimerization activity; structural molecule activity
Source: RefSeq, a predicted model, not a curated record